AUGCCCUCUAAGUCUCUUUCCAACCUCUCGGUGACCACCGGCGCGAAUGAGAGCGGUUCCGUUCCCGAGGGGUGGGAAAGGGAUUUCCUGCCGGCCUCGGACCGGACCACCGCGGAGUUGGUGAUCCGCUGUGUGAUCCCGUCCCUCUACCUGCUCAUCAUCACCGUGGGCUUGCUGGGCAACAUCAUGCUGGUGAAGAUCCUCAUCACCAACAGCGCCAUGAGGAGCGUCCCCAACAUCUUCAUCUCUAACCUGGCGGCCGGGGACUUGCUGCUGCUGCUCACCUGCAUCCCGGUGGACGCCUCGCGCUACUUCUUCGACGAGUGGAUGUUUGGCAAGGUGGGCUGCAAACUGAUCCCUGUCAUCCAGCUCACUUCCGUGGGGGUUUCCGUGUUCACUCUCACUGCCCUCAGCGCCGACAGGUACAGAGCCAUCGUUAACCCCAUGGACAUGCAGACGUCAGGGGCAUUGCUGUGGACCUGUGUGAAGGCCAUAGGUAUCUGGGUGGUCUCCGUGUUGCUGGCAGUUCCCGAAGCGGUGUUUUCAGAAGUGGCGUGCAUCAGUAGCUUGGAUAAUAGCAGCUUCACAGCAUGUAUCCCAUACCCUCAAACAGAUGAAUUACAUCCAAAGAUUCAUUCAGUGCUCAUUUUCUUGGUCUAUUUCCUCAUACCACUUGCUAUUAUUAGCAUUUAUUAUUAUCAUAUUGCAAAGACCUUAAUUAAAAGCGCACACAAUCUUCCUGGAGAAUACAAUGAACAUACCAAAAAACAGAUGGAAACACGGAAACGCCUGGCUAAAAUUGUGCUUGUCUUUGUGGGCUGUUUCAUCUUCUGUUGGUUUCCAAACCACAUCCUUUACAUGUAUCGGUCUUUCAACUAUAAUGAGAUUGAUCCAUCUCUAGGCCACAUGAUUGUCACUUUAGUUGCCCGGGUUCUCAGUUUUGGCAAUUCUUGUGUCAACCCAUUUGCUCUUUACCUACUCAGUGAAAGCUUCAGGAGGCAUUUCAACAGCCAACUCUGCUGUGGGAGGAAGUCCUAUCAAGAGAGAGGAACCAGCUACCUACUCAGCUCUUCAGCGGUGCGUAUGACAUCUCUGAAAAACAAUGCUAAGAACAUGGUGACCAAUUCUGUUUUACUAAAUGGGCACAGCAUGAAGCAGGAGAUGGCACUGUGAUUUUGGCCGUUCAACUCACUACCUGGAGAGAACUUAGUAACUGUUAAAAUUCCUAUUCAGCAGAUCAGAACUAAAUAAUUAUCCUAUUCUUGCUGUUGCUUAGCUAAUUUAUUAGGCAAUUGCAUGACUGACUCAGAAAAUGCAAGACAUUUUUUCUCUAGACUUUAUUUUUUUCUCUUUUCAUUUCCUAAUAAUUAGAAUAUGAGAAAAGACUUUAAAUCACUACAUAUAAUACAUAUAUGUAUAUAUAUGUAUUUGCACACACACACGUACACACAUGUACAUUAUAUAUAUUUCACAUUAAAGAUGAUCCCCAAACCAAUGCAAUAUGUAUAAUUUAACUUUGCUUUAGUAUUUAGGCUGUUGCUAAAGCCAGUUCUAGCAUAUUUGUCUUAGGUUUUGUUUUAUCUUGAAGCAUGAAAUAAAUUUCUAUAUUGACUCAAUGAUUCAGUGAGGGUAAUAUUCAAACUCUUAUUAUUUGAAAUACAAGUCAGAUUGUCCUGGUGAAUUUCAUUCAAUUCACAACUAUUGCAUGUAUGUGUGCGUGUGUGUAUAUAUAUAUAUAUAUAUGUAUAUGUAUAUGUAUAUGUAUAUGUAUAUGUAUAUAUGUACACACACACACAUGUCCUUCAUUUUAAGAAAAUAAUAAAAAAUUCAAAGGUGGAGCUUAAUCACAUUGGUAUUUAUUGUGAUUCUGUGAUUAAUCAUAAUUUAUAGAAAUAAUUCAUAUCUGUAACUUCUAAGUAUGUGAUUAACAGAUAUAAUGAAGUUAAUAUUAUGAAUUAUAAAAUAGGUAUGAUAUGAAUAUAAUUUACAUUAUGAAUGUAAAAUAGGUAUCAUAUGAAUAUGAUUUACAUUAUGAAUGUAAAAUAGGUAUCAUAUGUCCCAAAUUGCAAAACUACAACUCACAAGUUUGCAUGGCCAUCUUAGUAUACGUUGCUAAAUCCUUGAAUAUUUGGAUGAUUGUGUAUAGAUAUGAUAAGAUUUGUGUAAUUCCAGUGAGUUCAACCAUUUACUCAUCCUCUCUUGCAAUACCCAACUGACAAGUAUGUGGGAUCACACUUAGGCAAUUUUUUUCUGCUUUUCCUGCAUGAUACCACAGUUUUCUCUGAAUAAAUGUCUUCUUUUUUUAGGAAAAUGCAAAU
This is a messenger RNA of Gorilla gorilla gorilla (western lowland gorilla), 2318 nucleotides long. RefSeq names its product neuromedin B receptor (gene NMBR). Lineage: Eukaryota; Metazoa; Chordata; Mammalia; Primates; Hominidae. The transcript has 3 exons. The record is from RefSeq and is a predicted model, not a curated record. Gene Ontology annotation, molecular function: bombesin receptor activity. Gene Ontology annotation, cellular component: plasma membrane. Bases 1 to 1173 code for a protein of 390 amino acids. Gene Ontology annotation, biological process: bombesin receptor signaling pathway.